Molecule: messenger RNA, 1525 nt
Organism: Fomitopsis serialis
Lineage: Eukaryota; Fungi; Basidiomycota; Agaricomycetes; Polyporales; Fomitopsidaceae
Product: protein disulfide isomerase
Exons: 12
Coding region: 264-1379 (371 amino acids)
Biological process (GO): protein folding
Cellular component (GO): endoplasmic reticulum
Molecular function (GO): protein disulfide isomerase activity
Source: RefSeq, a predicted model, not a curated record
GUACCGUUUAGUCCAAGCCCGAUCUACGCGAAUUUAGCUGUCUCCUCUCUGCUUUGUCUCUGCUCACCACUGGCAUAAACGAGGGGCAAAACAGGGAGACCUCGAUCGGGUAUUCCAACUCGGGACAUGACUUAUUAGUCAGCGGCGUCUACAACGCGACCAUAAGCAGCGGAAGCUCCACGUCUCCCUUUCAAAACCUCCUCCUCCUCCUCCUUCCACCUUUCUUCCUUUCCGAUAUAAUUAGACUUCUUGGUUUUGCCACCAUGAAGUUUGCCUUCUCUCUCUUUGCUGCCGUGAUAUCUCUCAGCGGGGCCUUGGCCUCCAACGUGAUUGACCUUGAUCCGGACAACUUCGACAAGUUUGUCGGACAGGGCAAGCCUGCUCUCGUCGAGUUCUUCGCGCCCUGGUGUGGCCACUGCAAGAAACUCGCACCCAUAUACGAGGAAGUCGCUGACGCGUUUGCGCAUGCGAAGAGCAAGGUCGUCGUAGCCAAGGUGGAUGCGGACGGCGUUGGCAGGCCGCUUGGGCAGAAGUACGGCGUGAAGGGUUUCCCGACGCUGAAGUGGUUCAACCCGGAAGGCGGAGAGCCAGAGGAUUACCAGGGUGGUCGGGAGUUUGACGAUCUGGUGAACUUCAUCUCAACAAAGUCCGGAGUAAAGUCUAGCGUCAAGCCUCCCCCGCCUCCUGCGUACGAGAUCCUCGACAUCACCACCUUCGACGACGUUGUCAUUAACUCGGACAAGGACGUUCUGGUAUCGUUCACGGCGCCGUGGUGCGGUCACUGCAAGCGCCUGAAGCCGACUUGGGACGAUGUCGCUAAGGACUUUGCCUCGGAGUCGAAUUGUGUUGUCGCGAACCUGGAUGCCGACGCGGUCCAGAACAAGCCUCUCGGGGAGAAGUACGGCGUGCAGAGCUUCCCGACGCUCAAGUUCUUCCCCAAGGGCCACAAGGACGCACCGGUCGAGUACGACGGCCCGCGCAGCGAGGAGGCCUUCGUCGAGUUCUUGAACGAGAAGUGCGGCACCCACCGCACCGUCGGCGGUGGUCUCACUGAGCUUGCUGGUCGUCUGCCCGAGUUCGACACACUCGCGUCGCAGUUCUUCGCUGCGACGGGUGCGGCGCGGGACGUGAUCUACAAGGACGCGACGGCGCUCGCGGUGAGCGUGGGCCCCGCGGCGAGCCACUACGUGCGCGUCAUGGAGAAGGUAGUGAAUGGAAGCGAGGAGUACGUCGAGAAGGAGAGCAAGCGGCUGGCAACCCUCCUCCAAAAGCGCACGCUCGCGCCUGCGAAGCUUGACGAGCUCAAGAUCAAGUCAAACAUCAUUAGCGCAUUCAAGAAGGUCGAGGAGACCGUCGCGCGCGCGGCCGAUGAGCUCUGAGUGCUGAGUGCCGUAGUCGAUGCGAGAUGUAUUGCCUGAGUCGUAGGGAUAAUUUAUUCGCUGUCUCAGAUGAUGAUGCGUGCUUCGUGAGUGGGUCGCGGCCUUGCGCUGCUUGUUCCCAAUAUCAUUAUGCAAUUGACUUCGGC